AUGCCUAUAGACGAAAAGGAGCCCGAGGUCACUGACUCGUCUCCCGAGCUUGUGACUGCCACGCAACCCCCUGUGUCUGACAAUGUCAACCUGGAACCGUAUAGUAUCCAUGGAAGAAAGGCAAAAUGGUUCCUUGUCGGCAUGGUUGCUUUGGCUGGCUUCUUCAGUCCAUUACCCGCAAACAUAUACUUUCCGGCCAUGCCUGCCUUAGCGACUGUCUUUAACGUUUCGAUCGAGUCGGUUAACUUGACGGUGACUAUAUAUCUGGCCAUGCAAGGCAUAUCACCCAUGCUCUGGGGACCACUUUCCGAUCGGUUGGGACGUAGGCCCAUGUUCAUGAUCUGCCUCGCGAUCCUGGUGGCGGCGUGUAUCGGUCUGGCCUUGACUCCUGCGUCUGCCUUCUGGCUGUUUCUCCUCCUCCGCGCUCUGCAAGCCGGAGGUUGUGCCAGUACCAUCGCUCUUGGCUCCGGAGUCAUUGGAGAUAUCUCAACACCCGAGGAGAGAGGGGGGUUUUUUGGAAUGUUCAAUUUAGGACCAAUGCUUGCUCCUUGCAUAGGACCAGUUUUAGGAGGCGCUCUCAACGAUGGGUUGGGCUGGAGAUCCAUUUUCUGGUUUCUGACAGCUUUUGCCGCAGCCUGCCUUGUAUUCAUCGCCUGCUUCUUACCAGAAACCAUGAGAACCUUGGUUGGAAAUGGUAGCUUCGCUCCUCCACACGCGAUUUAUCGUCCCCUCAUACCCAUCAUACACCAAGGGACCAUCGACCCGACGAAUUCAUCGCACAUGACCCGGGCUACUCGUCAAUCAGUGAAUCCCUUGAAGCUCUUCCUCUAUAAAGAUGUCCUUUUGACGCUGUCCUACACUGGUAUUGUGUAUGCGGUCAAUUAUACCAUUACAGCCACAAUCUCGAACUCAUUUGCUCACAUUUAUCCCUACCUUUCCGACACCUCAAUAGGGCUGUGCUACCUCGCGUCAGGAGGCGGAAUGAUCUUGGGUUCGACACUUACAGGGAAAAUGUUAGACUGGGAGUAUCGAAGAAUUCGAGAAAAGUGGGAUCGGACUCCUCAAAGUACCAAGAGCAGCGACUUCCCCAUCGAAGUAGCACGGCUCAGAAUGGUGCCUGUGUUACUGGUGAUCUUCGUUGCCUGCGUUCUCGCUUGGGGGUGGUGCUUAAAGAACAAAGUAUCCAUUGCAGGGCCCCUAGUGCUCCAAGUCAUCUUGGGUUAUACGUCCAUCUCGAUAUUGAACACAACCAUGACUUUGAUGAUUGAUAUUGUUCCGGGGAGGAGUUCUGGGGUCAUAGCAUGUACAAACCUGGUCAGAUGCUCCUUAGCAGCAGUGCUUGUCUCUCUGAUCGACAAGUCGGAGGCACACCUCGGUCAAGGAUGGACGUAUGUUGUUUUGGGCCUUAUCUGCUUUUUUCUUCUGCCCUUGAUAUACAUAGAAAUGCGUCUGGGACCACGCUGGCGAUCUGCCCGGCAAACAAACUUUUCGACGAUGUGA
Molecule: messenger RNA, 1500 nt
Organism: Capronia coronata CBS 617.96
Lineage: Eukaryota; Fungi; Ascomycota; Eurotiomycetes; Chaetothyriales; Herpotrichiellaceae
Exons: 9
Coding region: 1-1500 (499 amino acids)
Biological process (GO): transmembrane transport
Molecular function (GO): transmembrane transporter activity
Source: RefSeq, a predicted model, not a curated record